Molecule: messenger RNA, 853 nt
Organism: Melampsora larici-populina 98AG31
Lineage: Eukaryota; Fungi; Basidiomycota; Pucciniomycetes; Pucciniales; Melampsoraceae
Exons: 2
Coding region: 138-785 (215 amino acids)
Source: RefSeq, a predicted model, not a curated record
AAAAACAAUCUCUCUCGUAUGUUGAUAAACGAGCCGAAGUAUACAAUGAACCAAUUUACAUCAUAGCAUUCUUUCUCAGUCCCGCUUAUCGUCAAGUCGCUGUAUCGGGAGAGUAUCCAAUCAAGGUUGUCAAGAAAAUGCUUGUCACAUUAGCUCAACUCUGGGGAUACUCAAAGGCAGACUGUAUUAAUUUGAAGGAUCAAGCACAACUUUACCUCGAUGGGACAGGUCUUUUUCCUAGUAAAAAGAAUUAUGAACGAGCGCUUGAUUACUGGCUCAAUCUACCCUCAACCCUCCAAACCACUCAACUCAAGACUUUUGCUAUCAAAGUACUCGAUCUCGUAGCCCAUGCGGCAGGAGUCGAAAGCUUGUUUUCGGACAUGGGGGCAACAAAGACCAAGAACCGAUCACGACUAACCAAAACUCAUCUAACUAUGAUCUCACAAGUCAGGCUCACAUUAUUAAAUCACACUGAACCCAAUGAAUCCAACACGGGCACCGAAAUCGAAAUUGUUGAAAACAGUCCGGAGGAUUUCUCUGGAGGUUUUUCGGGACCUGAUGAGCUCGAACAAUUCGAGACUGGUAUUUUUCUUCCUGAGGACGCACCCAUCGAUCCCUUUCUUUUACCAAUGAAUCCGGGUUUCGAUGGGCUUAUAAGCACCCUAUUUGAUUUCGAUAUCUUUGACAUCAAUUCUGUUCAUUCUGUCUCGCCUUUGAAUGUCAAUGCUUCUGUGGUAGAUAGUUCUGGUGAUCCAUGGAACCCUGAUGAUAUAGACUACGACUAGAACACUCUUUUAGACUUUACAAUGAUGAAAUAACAAAGUACGAUGGUCUUUUCGCCAUUUUUCUCAUU